This is a messenger RNA of Scatophagus argus, 1621 nucleotides long. Its product is annotated as spermatogenesis-associated protein 22. The coding region runs from base 169 to 1317 and encodes 382 amino acids. Gene Ontology annotation, biological process: gamete generation; homologous chromosome pairing at meiosis; regulation of meiotic cell cycle. The record is from RefSeq and is a predicted model, not a curated record. The transcript has 8 exons. NCBI's taxonomy places the organism in Eukaryota, Metazoa, Chordata, Actinopteri, Scatophagidae.
CGUUUCAAUCGUCCCUGAGUUGUAUGUAGAAUCUCCGAUCUUGCAAGUGGUUCGUGAAGAAAGCAUCCGUCACCAGUGACAGUUGGUGCGUGUCGCUUUCCAAGGUGCUGAACCGGAAAGAAUAUUUCACUCACCAUAAUAUCACUCGCCAGUUGGGCUGCUCCCGCCAUGAGGAGGCAGGACGACCAACCAGACAGGCCAACAGCAGGCUUCCUCCCCGUGAAGCUCUUUAACCAGAAGAAAAGAAACAGAGUUCCUUUGACAUCUGCUCCCUCUCAGAAUGAUUUCUUCUCCCACGGUGAAUUCAUGGCAAGCACCAGCUCAGCUACAUCUUACAACACAUCAGGUACCUAUGGAGGUUACCAGGCUUCAGAUCCAUUCUCUGGUGCUUCACAAAGCCACCUGUGGACCAGUCAGGGUAUCCCACCAUCCCAGCAGUACAGCAGCAACACACCUGCUCCUGGACCUGUCCCUUCAAUGAAAAACUACUCACCCAAGCCACAUCCAUACAAAGUUGGAGGCACAGACUCUAAGAUGGGACAGCCCAACAACCCAAUGAAGCAGUCUCAAUCUAACCCCAGUGUUAACUCUAGACAGAGUGAAUAUCAAGCUCCCCGCAUCAAUGAGAGUGCACAAAGCAGGCCAACACCCCAUGCUGCAUUCUCUCAGAGGGGUCAGCAAGCAAUUGCACAUUACAGACCACCCAAUACCACACAUCAGUAUUCCCAGCAGUCCAGACCUCUGUCUGCUCCUGUUCCACCACCCAACAGACCCUCUGCUCAUGUAGUGCAGUCACAAAAUAACUCCUGGAAGUUUACUGACAGCUUUGGGCAGCAAAAACUCCCAUCUGUGGGAAACAGGAGCACAAAUCAACCCCAGACUGCAAGACAAACUCAAACUGAGCAGAAAACAUUUCCAAUGAAACCAGCCAUUGAGAACUCACUGAGGAUCCUGACUGCAGUUAUUGAUGGCAUGAAACACUGGAGCCAGUUUAAAGACAAAGUCCCAUACUUAUUUGAGAUAUUUGCUACUCUAGACUCUGCAGUCACACUGGGCCACCACGGAGCCAAGAACUUCCUCAUGAGAGAUGGGAAGGAGGUGGUACAGUGUGUCUUCUAUGAAAACGAGCAGGAACUACCCCGUCUCAUCCGCGGUCAAGUUCAUCGCUGUGUGGGAAACUAUGACCGCAGUAGAAACAUCCUGAUGUGUGUGUCCGUCAGACCCGGCCUGCCCUCAGAGCUGAGGAAUGCUCAGGAGGCUGUGAAAGCCUGCGAUGCAGAAAUGAGGGCGCUAGUCAAAUCACUCAGUGAAGUCUGAGUACAAAUACAAGCAGUACAAGGCUGAUGGGAAGUAGUAUACAUGUGAUGAGGCUACAUGAGAGCCAAGUGCUAUAUAGUAAGACCUAAGUCUUGUUACGACUUGGAGAGUUUAGUUUUUAAAACACCUUUAAAGUCAAAGUUUUUGACUUAAAGUGCACUGUUGUCAUUAGUUUGUUCUUUGCAAACAAAAUGCACUAAUGCUGUGGUUUAACUGCUGGAAUUCACUUGCAUGUUCUAGAUGUUUUUGUCUUUAUUUGUGAAACAAAUAAAUAAAGACUUGUUUGACUGAGCAAAAACUUAAA